AUGGCUGACCUUUUGCGGGAUGCGCCGUUUGGGCAGUUGGUUCGGCUCAUCACCAGGAACGGGUUUCUCGCCUACCCCGACGAGCGUCCAGGCUUCCAGGAUGACUGGAAUCAAAUCGUCUCUAAUGUUGCUGAGAAGAAACCCGCGGCGUCUGGCGCUACUGCCAACACACCUCAAGACGCAGGGGUCGCGGACGCCACUCCGCCAGACAAAGAAGACCUUGAGGCUGAUCUCCGCCUAUCCAUCAUCCCGACUGCCAGAUCUUCUGAUGGAUCAGUGCGAAUCUCCACCAGAACCAUCACUCGUGAAGCGACCCGUCCGUUCUCCCGAGAAAGACUCGAAGUCGAACAACAGGAGGCUGCUCAGCGUCAAGAAAGCAGUAUCAUCAUACCCCAAACCACGGAAGAAGGGCUCAUACUCGUUACCUGGUAUACCACUGACGAUCCGGAGAAUCCACAGAACUGGAGCAGCAGAAAAAAGGUCUUUGUAGCAACCAUUCUCUGCGUCUACACUUUUGCCGUAUACGCAGCGAGCGCAAUCUACAUCUCCGCCAUUCCACAGAUCAUGGAGAAGUUUGUCGUUGGCCAAACGAAAGCUUCCUUGGGUUUGGCCAUCUACGUGUUGGGAUAUGGCCUUGGUCCAAUGAUCUUCUCGCCACUGUCGGAGGUCCCUGCUAUUGGCCGAAACUUGCCAUACAUCAUCACCUUUGGCUUUUUUGUCAUCCUUUGUGUGCCUACAGCACUGGCAAACAGUUAUGGUAGUCUGAUUGCACUUCGAUUCUUGACAGGCUUCGUUGGGAGCCCUGCUUUGGCCACUGGCGGUGCGACAAUGAGUGACAUGUACGGCCUCUUGAAGCUUCCCUACGCAAUGACUGCAUGGGUAAGUGCGGCCUUUUCUGGCCCCGCCUUAGGUCCCCUUCUAUCCGGCUUCUCCGUCGUCGUCAAAGGAUGGCGAUGGGCCCUUUGGGAAGUUCUCUGGAUGUCUGCCCCCGUCUUUGUUGUCAUGUUCCUCCUCAUGCCUGAAACCAACGCCGACAACAUCCUGUACCGACGUGCUCAACGUCUCCGAAAACUUACGGGAAAUGAUAACCUCAGAUCUCAAGGCGAGAUCAACCAAAGGAAUACAACAGUCUCCAAAAUGAUCAUUGAACAACUUUGGCUACCAACCGAGAUCGCCAUUAAAGACCCUGCAAUCUUCUUCACAAAUCUAUACACCAGCCUCAUUUACGCAAGAUAUUACUCGUUCUUCGAGGCUUUCCCCAUUGUGUAUAUCGGCAUUUACGGCUUCAACCUGGGCCAGCUGGCGCUCAUCUUCCUUUGUAUCACGGUUGGAACCGUUCUGGGAAUCGCAAUCUACUGUGCGUAUGUCUAUUGGUAUCUGGAGCCGGACAUCAAAAAGCAUGGUCUUCGGGCGCAAGAGCACCGACUUGUCCCUGCCCUCGUCGCCGUCUUUCUUCUUCCCGUAGGCCUCUUUUGGUAUGGAUGGACUCAAAGAGCCAGCAUCCACUGGUUUGUGGGGCUCCCGGGCUUGACUCUCUUCCCCUUGGGAUCAUUUGUUCUGUUCCAAUGCAUCUUUAUGUAUCUACCUCUCUCAUACCCUCAGUACUCUGCCUCGCUCUUCGCCGCCAAUGAUCUCUGUCGUUCCGCCCUCGCCGCCGGAGCUGUCCUCUUCGGCCAUCCUCUCUACGUCAACCUGGGGGUUCCCAAAGGCAUCAGCGUUCUUGGAGGUCUGACGGUCGCUGGUGUCAUAGGUAUUUGGGCUAUCUGGUACUAUGGAGCCGAUCUGAGAGCAAGGAGCCGAUUUGCACAGAAGUGAAAAAGCAUUGCAACUGGCGAAAAACAUCAUAGCCUCCCCUUCUUCCCACAGAACGUGGGGAUACUUCCAUUGACUGAGAAGGGAGUUGAUCGUGAGAUUCAAUGAGACGGAAGAAGUAUAAUGUAUAAUUUCAGUGUGUAAAGACUAUCCACAAC
Molecule: messenger RNA, 1970 nt
Organism: Exophiala mesophila
Lineage: Eukaryota; Fungi; Ascomycota; Eurotiomycetes; Chaetothyriales; Herpotrichiellaceae
Exons: 4
Coding region: 1-1815 (604 amino acids)
Biological process (GO): xenobiotic detoxification by transmembrane export across the plasma membrane
Molecular function (GO): fluconazole transmembrane transporter activity
Source: RefSeq, a predicted model, not a curated record